AUGACAUCGAUAGCUAAACGCCCUGUGGAUCUCUUCUACGCCGUAUUUCUCGCCAUCCACCUCCCAAUGACACUCGCUGUCGAUCUUCAGUCACUCUACCCGCAACAUCUCAUCCCAGAACCGCUGAAGGAGCUCCUCCGCUUCUGGAUUUCCAUCUCCAACGACCCUAUUCUCCAAGGCGGUGGCAGUGGCAGUCCCCUCUGGGCGUGGGCGCGUUCCUUCUUAGCUUUGGAGGCUGUAGGCCAGAUUCCCAUUUUUAUUUUCGGCGCGUAUGGGCUAUAUAAGGGCUCUAGAAGCGUUCAAGUUCCCCUUCUAGUCUACGGCGUUUCCGCAGCUACCACCACUUUCGCCUGCUUGGCUACUGUGCUCGCUCUCCCCGUGCACGCUCCUCCUUUCCCUCCACCACUCACCGGCGCUUUGGCUCUGUCGCCGGAGCAGCGCACUAUCCUCCUCGGCGCAUACACCCCCUACCUCAUCAUCCCCCUCUUGAUAGCCUGCGAUAUGGCUGGCAGACUUUCGCGCAGAGGUUAUCUGCACGAGAAGAUGCUUUGA
Messenger RNA from Wallemia ichthyophaga EXF-994, 552 nucleotides. RefSeq names its product Transmembrane protein 97. Lineage: Eukaryota; Fungi; Basidiomycota; Wallemiomycetes; Wallemiales; Wallemiaceae. Bases 1 to 552 code for a protein of 183 amino acids. The record is from RefSeq and is a predicted model, not a curated record. Gene Ontology annotation, cellular component: endoplasmic reticulum. The transcript is spliced from 3 exons.